This is a messenger RNA of Pseudovirgaria hyperparasitica, 2458 nucleotides long. RefSeq names its product zf-DHHC-domain-containing protein. The record is from RefSeq and is a predicted model, not a curated record. Lineage: Eukaryota; Fungi; Ascomycota; Dothideomycetes; Acrospermales; Acrospermaceae. Gene Ontology annotation, molecular function: protein-cysteine S-palmitoyltransferase activity. Gene Ontology annotation, cellular component: Golgi apparatus; endoplasmic reticulum. Gene Ontology annotation, biological process: protein targeting to membrane; peptidyl-L-cysteine S-palmitoylation. The transcript has 2 exons. Bases 303 to 2051 code for a protein of 582 amino acids.
CUUACGCCUCUCUUCAUACCAACACUCCUACACAGCGUCUCCUCUUUCAAACAGCUGCCACCUUGUUUCCAUCAACUAGCCAGUAUCGACGAAAGAUCGCCGACAUCGAUUCGACCAUGCAACCUCGAAGCUAUUGCUCGUAAUAGUGUCGCCGCCCCCUAGAUUCUUCGCUCUUUGACUCGUCCGUCCGAAUUCGUACAACCGCGAUUCGCGACCGACUCAUAUUUUUCGCGUAACGGUGACCAUCCAGCCUCCAUGUGUUCAGUCUUGUAGUCAAUACUGGCCUGAGACUCCCUCUCGACAUGGCAACACUGGGGUCACCCUCACCUCCGGCUUCUCCGUCAUCUCGCCGCCGUCGAAACUUCGCACGCAAAUGCGAGCGCUUUUGUUGUAAUAUCAUCCUGUAUUUCCCUCUCUCUUUCGUCUAUGGCUUGACAACAUGGGCUGUUUGGGUGGCGGUAAAUAUUGGCUUGACCCCGAGCAAGGCCUGGACAGGUCACUCUUCCAACGCUCUUGCGAUCUCCCUCUACCUCCUGUUGAACUGGAGUUAUACCACCUCCGUAUUCACGAAUCCUGGCUCUCCGUCUGACCUCAAAUCUGGCUAUAGCCAACUCCCCACUACCGAAACGCCCGCUUAUAGUUCCUUCACCGUCAAGUCCAACGGUGACAUACGAUUCUGUAAGAAGUGCCAAACGAAGAAGCCUGACAGAUCACAUCAUUGCUCAACCUGCAAUAGAUGUGUAUUGAAAAUGGACCACCAUUGCCCAUGGUUGGCUACUUGCGUCGGCCUACGAAACUACAAAGCGUUCCUUCUGUUCUUAAUAUAUGUCUCGCUGUUCUGCUGGGCUUGCUUUGCAGUCUCAAUGACUUGGCUAUACAGUGAAAUUUUCUCUGGUGGGCAAUACAUGGAGUCACUUAUGCCUGUCAAUUUUAUCCUCUUGGCAGUGCUGUCAGGCAUAAUCGGGCUGGUCAUUACUGGUUUCUCUGCCUGGCACAUAUAUUUGGCAGUGACAAAUUACACUACCAUCGAGAAACUAGAGAGGACGCGCUACCUGUCACCGCUCCGCAAAUCCAUGCAAUACCACCCACCUGAUCGUAAUUACAUCCACGCAAACGGUGGUCGUCAGACCAUCGGCGACCAGAUCCAUGAGAUACACGCCAAUGCGCUACCUGGGAUUCUUCGUCCAGAAGAAGGCCAAGACUCAAGAUCUGUAUCGCCGGCAAUGAAUGGCGGCUCUCCAGCUCAACAAUCACUGCGCAGAAAUUACCAUCACAACUCAGAACAACAAAGAGAAGUAGACCGGUAUGAGGAAUACUUGAACGAGCAAGACAUGGAGAGCUUACCACACGCCUUUGACCUGGGCUGGAGGCGGAAUUUGGCUCAUGUCUUCGGCGACAAUGCACUACUAUGGCCCGUGCCGAUUUCUACAACUAUCGGGGAUGGAUGGUCGUGGGAGCCCAGCCCCAAAUGGACGAGAGCACGCGAUCAAAUACGACGGCAUCGCGAAGCUCAAACUCGAGCUCAGAAAGAGCGGGAACGAGCCGCGGGAUGGGGCCAUGAGAGUGACACAGAUGGCCUAAAUAUCCCAAAACCGAACUGGUACGGCUACUCCGCAGGCAGCCAGGAUGAUGGCGAGGAUGGCAGGUACUUGACGACCAGCAGUGGGGUUACCACCGUAAGAGGUGCUGGCCGUCGCUCGCCUGGGAAGGCAGACAGCAUAUUAGGCCGCCUGCCCGGCACGUAUAUCGAAGAUGGCCAGGGCACGCCAAUGCAAGACCUCGGUCGGCGAAGGGGCAGGCACGACGACGCCGAUCUAUUCGAGGAUGAAAACUACGACACAAGCAGUGACGAAGACCACGCGAAGCGGAAGUCAGUGCCACCCCCAAAAGCGUACCCGAUAGCUAAAGCCAGCUCUACCACGUCGAAUUGGAAUGACGUGCCUGAUGAGUACCUGAAUGGAGAGAGCAGGGGUCGGACAGGCACGUCCUCGCGCAGCCGUGACCGGCGGACACGAAACGAGCAGGACUGGGAUAGUUGGAGCCCGCGGUGAAGAAGGAGUGUUUGUUCCCUGAAUGUUUUUCAAUGUUUUGUCUACCAAAUGCAUUUCUGAUAGCGUAUUUUGGAUGCAUUUUUUGGGGGCUAGCGUGAUUAAUCAGAAUCAUCAUUACUCAAAGAAGAAAUCCGUUGCUAUAUCCUUCCGCUUCCUUUUAUAGGUCGCGGGGUAGCUUUGUUCCCUUGACUAUUUUGCACACACCAAAGACCUUUUUGAAUCCUCUGCCGCUGGUGAAUUAUGUUCACCACUAGGGUCAUAAAAGGCCAUCCAUCAUGGCCCGGCACAGACGAUGUGAAGAGUAAGAAUAGCUCAGCUUUGUAAGACUCUAUAAAGCCUUUUGCUUCCAAGAGACUUUUGGAUGGGUCAAUAUGGGUGAUUAUCCUCAAUUUGAGAGGAAAUUUAAC